AUGCCUCCUCUGUCGGCGUACACUACGUUUGAGUCCCUACUCUUCUUCCAAUCUCUUGCGACAACCGAUGCCCGACCGACAAGCUUCGGCUCGAUUUCCACGCUGCUGCGCAACAAUCAGCUGGUUCGCGACAAUGUAAAGUUCGAUGCCGGUCGGCUCACUCCGGAGGCGUUGGAGGAUCUUUACGCGACAUUAAUGCGCGAUGGAUUCAGCCGUGACGGUGCGGCCUCGGAGGGUCGACAGCCAGAUGCAUCUAGCCCCAAUCCGAAGAAGCGCAAAAUCUCCAGCCCACGGCCCGCGGAACUGGCUGAGGGGAUCACUCAUGCCACCCUCGUCCCGGAGCUCGUAGCGCAUCUUUACGCGAAAUAUAAAGAGCUGGUGACCAAGGAAAUCCAAGAGGAUGAGAAGAUGUACUCGGAGAUAAGAUCGGAACUGGAACAGCUACGGAAGGAGGACAACAAGCCAGCUGAACUGGACGCCACACCAUCCAAGGAUGAGAACCCCGAGCAAGAGCCGACCGACCCAAUGGAUGUUGAUGUGAAGGAGGAGACGCCGCGCCAAAGUGUGCAAGAUCCUACAGGCAAGCCGCACGAGGAAGCUGUUCCCGUCGCCCAAGACAAGAAACAGGCCGAGCAGCGAAAGCAGCGCAUUGAAGUGAGCAUACCAGCUCCGGUACGAGAAGCCCCGAAACCACAACCUGUGCCACCGGUGGCCCCUUCGUCGAUCACUCAAACACAACCCCCGGUGCCCAAACCUGAAGGGCAGACGGAGCAGCCAGCGCAACCGCAAACCGCAAAGCCCCAACCCACCGGGAAGCCGGCCAUUCAGCCUCUUGCGCCUUCAGCUCAGAAAAUACCACCCACAACACCCGCCGCAGCACGAACUACCCCCUCACACCCGUCACAGAUCGCACCUCGUGCGAAUCCAAUUCCACCUCCGUCCGGUGUGGCAGCUAAACCCGCCCCUCUGUUACCGGCGUCCCAACGAACCCCGGCCCAACCAACCUUCCAGCAGUGGCAGCUGGAUCCCUCUCCUCACUCGCCAUAUCCCCUCAUCUCCCCAGGGGCAACCACACCACAAACCGGGCAGGCUUCUACCAAGCGACCUCUACCACAAUCAACCAACACACCAUUACCCCAAUUUCAACAACAACCAACCCAGCAGACGCCCAGCGCCGUUGCUUCUGGGGUGAACACCCCUAUUCCAAUUGGUCGUCCGCACAUACCACACACCCCAAUUUCCAGACUACCUUCCUUCUCCGAAUCACGCGCCUCUCACCCCCGUCUGUCAAUUGACACACAAGGCUCUUCAACUCCCUGGAAGAGGACUCCGCGACCUGACAUUCCCCAUUCCCCAACAUCACCGCCACGGCCUCGCCCAGAGGACGUGAGUCCCAUCAGCGAACGGGGGUCUCCAAUCGAUGCGAUGGAAAUGUCGCCCCCUCCUAGGAAGUCCUCGGACGAGAGAAGGUCACGGCGUGGCCAACCGGACGCGAAGUCUACACCAACCAUAAAAACUGAAAAGCCACCCUCAACUCGGAGGAUGCGGGCCGUCAGUUCGGCUUCUUCUCGCAGUCGAGGACGAUCGCUGGCUUCCCGUGAUGGAUCAGCUGCGCCUUCUGAUGACACACUGCGAGCAUCCAGCCGCCUCAAGGGUGCACCUGUUACUGCCGAUGAAGAAACCCCAAAGGGCCGAUCGAAACGGAAGCGUGGAGCAAGUGAAGCCCAAGAUAUUGAGCCUCACCCGGCUGACAUUCCUAAAUUUGACACGACCAAAUAUGUCAUGGCUGCCCGGCAGUUCCACCGCACUGCGCAGCCGCUCUUGAAUGACGUUGCAACACACAAGCUUGCCUCCAUAUUUGGCAAACCAAUUGGGGAACGCGAUGCGCCAGGCUACCACGAUCUUAUCUAUCGACCACAGGACUUGAAAACCAUCAAGUCUGCGGUCUAUCAGGGUAGCAAGGCGGUUGCCACCGCAGGGGAAUCAUUCAGUACACCAGGGGAUGGCGAGUCUCCUGCUCCGGGCGGCACGCCUUCCAAAAGCGGCGUGCUCAUGCUCAACAAGACUGAGGAUUUUGUCCCUCCAAAGGGCAUCGUAAACUCCGCACAGUUGGAGAAGGAGCUGAUCCGCAUGUUUGCAAAUGCUAUCAUGUUCAAUCCUAUUCCGCAACGCGGGUUCGGACCUGCUUUCCCCAUGUCCAGUGACCGUGGCUCCCGCGAAAGCACUCAAGUCGGUGAUGGUGAUGAAGGCGGCAUCAUCCAGGAUUCUCUAGAGAUGUUUGAGGAUGUUCAACAAGCCGUUACUCGAUGGCGCGCUGCUGAGCGUACUGCCGACGAGCUCGCGAAUAAGAACGUGCUUUCUUUGAGACGCGGCAGUGCGAGUGACUUUAACACGGAUAGUGCCGAUGACGUGAAAGGGUGA
Molecule: messenger RNA, 2421 nt
Organism: Penicillium brevicompactum
Lineage: Eukaryota; Fungi; Ascomycota; Eurotiomycetes; Eurotiales; Aspergillaceae
Exons: 1
Coding region: 1-2421 (806 amino acids)
Cellular component (GO): NuA4 histone acetyltransferase complex
Molecular function (GO): protein binding
Source: RefSeq, a predicted model, not a curated record